This is a messenger RNA of Cyclocybe aegerita, 636 nucleotides long. The record is from the annotation of a GenBank genome assembly. NCBI's taxonomy places the organism in Eukaryota, Fungi, Basidiomycota, Agaricomycetes, Agaricales, Hemipholiotaceae.
AUGUUAUUCCUCCUUUCAUCGGCUUUGCUCGUCUCCAUCAUCGCUUUACCAGCUGCUGUCCUGGCGCAGUGGCCAAACAUGGGACCCACAGGCUUCAAUAUCACAAGCGUCGAUAUUGCGGGAAAUGGCUGCGUACCCAAGUCGACCUCUUAUGUCAUGAAUGCUGACAAGAAUGCAAUAACUGUGGCCAGUAACGGCUAUUGGGUUGAGACCGGGCCAGGUAUCGCUCUUAAUCAAACUCGCAAAAGCUGUCGGUUGACCUUCAACACCGAGAUGCCGCACAGAUGGCGCUUCGGUCUCCUCUCUGUGGAUUAUACGACGUAUUACCACCUCGACGCGAAGAUUACUGCUGAUCAGCAGGUGACCUAUUACUUCAAGGGAGAACUGCAGCAAGGUACCACGCGCUCUACGUUCGUCGGACCCAUGGCUCCUCGGGAAUACACGUACCGUGAUCAGUAUGACUUCGGAUUUGCCGUCGAGAGCCCUUGCAACACCACCUCGGUUGUGUGGUACAUGCACAGCGACAUUCGGGUAGGUAAUGCACGCAAUGCUGAAGGUACCGGGCGCAUUGGCUCAGAUGCAGUCAACCCCCCGUCACUCAAACAAACGUACAGCCUCUAUUGGGUGAAGUGUUGA